This is a messenger RNA of Gopherus flavomarginatus (Mexican gopher tortoise), 2173 nucleotides long. RefSeq names its product butyrophilin subfamily 1 member A1-like. The transcript has 12 exons. Bases 399 to 1190 code for a protein of 263 amino acids. Gene Ontology annotation, molecular function: protein binding. The record is from RefSeq and is a predicted model, not a curated record. Lineage: Eukaryota; Metazoa; Chordata; Testudines; Testudinidae.
CACAGGCACACUCUCAAAUCCCAUUUUAAUCCUUUGGUUUUAUUAACACUGGAGUCCCUGCAUCUGGCAUUGAGGGAGGGAGAACCUUCUGGAUUGGGGUCCAGUUUAAUGCUUUGAAAAAGUAGGUCUGUUAUGUGCACUCCAUUUGGAAGAAACAGAAAGUCCUAAAAAAUAUUCAGAGCCAAAGGGCACGCACAUGAAUGAUCAGCCCCCAUCUCUUCCCACAUGAGCUACCAGAGGCAUGGAGCUACGGGAACAACUCUCCAGCUGCUUGUUCCUUGCUAUACUCCUAGCAACAAUUCCCUUUUCAGAUAAAAGUAUUGUCCAUAAAACACAUCUCUGCAGCACAUAAUCCCUGGGGGAGAUGCUGACACCUGCACAAAACCCCUGCUGAAAAAAUGGUUGACGUUAACUUAUCCCUAGAAGACAAGAUUCUUAUUGGCACGGUUGUGGUCCUCAUUGUUAUCAUCAUUAUCAUCUUAAGUUAUUAUUGUUCAAGAGAAAGAAGGCGAGAUCCUGAAGAAGGGAGACUCAUCAGUGCAGAAGAAGGAAGAAUGCAGAAAGUACCAGAUGAACACCAAAUAGAACUGAAUGAACUCCAAGGAAAACUGAAUGAACAAGAAGUAGAACUGAAGUGGAGAAGGACUCACAAGGACACAGAUAACAUCACUCUUAAUCCAGACACAGCCCACCCCAACCUUUCCAUUUCUGGGGAUAAGAAGAGUUUGAAACAUGAAGCCCAACCUCAAAAUGUUCCAUCAGCUCCAGAGAGGUUUGAUUCGACUGUCUGUGUGUUGGGCUCGGAAGGAUUCUCCUCUGGAAAGCACUACUGGCAGGUGGAUGUCGGGAACAGCACUGAAUGGGACCUGGGAGUGGCCAGAAUAUCAAUACAGAGAAAAGGAAAACUUUCCUUAUAUCCUAAAGAGGGAUUCUGGGCUCUGGGUUUCAAUGGAAGAGAUUAUUGGGCAAAAACAGAUCCAUGGACCCUGAUCAUGGUGCAGAAAAAGCCCAAGAAAAUUGGAGUUUACCUUAGUUACCAAGAUAGGCAGGUGACAUUUUUCAAUGUAACUGAUGGGUCUCUGUUGUUCACAUUUAAUGAUUGUUUAUUCUCAGGAGAGGUUUAUCCAUUCUUUAAAAAUUCACACAAAGAAACAACAAUGAGAAUUUGUUCUAUAAGAGAAGAUGAAUGAUCUUAAAAUGCCACUAUGACUCAUUUAUCUGACUGUAUCUUUGAAAUCAAGUUUCUCACCAAUGAAUUUGAAUUACAUUUUGCCUCUAUGUUGCCUGUCGUGUCAGCUGUGAAAUAGCACUGCUAUUCAUUUUAUGGCUCCGAACCAUCAAGUUUGUUGGCAAUAAAAUUUGAACUGUGUAUUUUACUCUGUACUUUGUGAGCUGCCAUCUUAAUUACUUGCUUUGAACAACAAAUGAUUUUGUUGGUUACUUCUGACAAAUACUGUUAUUUGACUAGGCUUCUAAGGAAAGGAUAGCUGUGUUGAUUUCAAGAGAAAUCAGCACCCACAUUUAGACUUUCACCCAGCUUAAAGAGCUCCUUAAAAAUCUGACAAAAACUGUCUCAAAGGGAGCUGCUGGGUGGAUAUUAAUGGGAAAAAAACCAUCCAACCCAGCACACAUUCAUUUUUAUCUUGACACAACAUCACCACACUUACAACAUCACUAAUUUAGGGCUUUUGACUGGCAUGAGUAGCCACACAGCAAGGUAAGGGAAAAUAAAAUACUCACCAUCCCUCUACACAGCCACGCAGGACUUACUGUUAUAGUUACAAGGCAGUUGCACCUCUGGCCCCUUUCUAGUCCCUCUGAGAGAUCCCACGCUAAGGCCUCUUGCUCUCACCUGUCUCAGGGUGGAAUCUCGUGAGUCUUCAACUCUUAGAUGGGGAUCUGACUAUAGUAACUUGGUUAUACCAUCCACUUACCACCCUUCAGUCCCAUCUCAGAGUGGGGACCUGCUUCAUAUUCCUUUCAGGAAACUGUGACCAAUGAUACUGACCAAAAGCCUUUUAAAAAACUAAAUAUUUGUAUUUAGCAUUGUGUGCUUUAUUGAAAUAGAGUCAUAUCCCUUUAAAUAGUCUGUGGGCCCUCUGUUAGUGUUCACCAUAGUCUAUGAGUUGGAAGCUGCCAGAAACCAGGCAGCACAGUAAUAUGUAUGUACCUA